Messenger RNA from Hippocampus comes (tiger tail seahorse), 1122 nucleotides. Its product is annotated as immediate early response gene 5-like protein. The record is from RefSeq and is a predicted model, not a curated record. The transcript has a single exon. The coding region runs from base 42 to 1040 and encodes 332 amino acids. NCBI's taxonomy places the organism in Eukaryota, Metazoa, Chordata, Actinopteri, Syngnathiformes, Syngnathidae.
AGUUGCAAACCCAUGCCCUUACCGAGUAGACAUGGAGCGCCAUGUACAUGGUCUACUCGAACCAAACAGGAGUCUCAACUAGAAAGCUUGUCAUUUCUUCUGUUAAAAAGGCAAAAUAUUUGAAAGACCGGAGGAGAAGAGCGGUCCUGUUGAGGAUGGAGUGUGCUUUUGACGCACAGAAUCUGAUCUCCAUUUCUUUGAGGAAAAUCCAGAGCUCCAGGACGCAGCGAGGAGGCAUAAAGCUCCACAAGAACUUGCUGGUAACGUACGUGCUGAGAAACGCGAGGCAGUUUUAUAUGAGCAAGAACUUGUCGCCGACGCCAAGGACGCAGCAGUACGAGGAUGUCGCCGCAGCCCGAGAGACGCAAGAAUACCUCGAACUGACCGGGAGCUUUACGGAGUUGGCCAAUGACUUCUACUGCAACUUUGGCGGCAUGGACUCGGACACUUGGCACUGCGGAGCUCCCCAGCAGCAUUCCAGCUGCCAGUCUGCAGAGGUGGCGCACCAAGAUGCGUCGGCGUGCGCAAUGGUUCCUCCAAGUGACUCUGACCUCAUGGUGUCGGAAAGCUUUUGGACUUGUGCGGACAAACCCGCUUGGGAGUCACACGCCCCAAGCUCACAGGUCAACCACAAAACUGUCCUGGAUCUGGACACGCAUGUGGUGACGACUGUCACCAACGGAUACUUCCACUCGGACUGUUGCGCGCAGCCAAAACAGUCUCUGGGCGCGCAGUGGUACGCCAAAAAGAGACGGAUUGACACGAGUUAUCAUAUUGUUGAGCCAGAGUUCUAUUUGUCUGACUUUGGGCCGGUGCCUUGUAAACGGCUGAGGACUGAUGAAGAUUCACAUUCAGACUCAGAAACGUUGGACUCCACGAACAUCUCCAACCUGAUCUCGGUGUUGGGUUCAGGUGGACUAUCUGAGUUUGUGAGUUGGCAGCACACGGACCUGGAGCAAAUAUUUGCCUCGCAAACUAUUAGUUUAAAACACACAUUGUUAACAGGCAGCGGUUGGACGCGAGCAAUCGAAGCAUUUUGAUUUGUAUGAUUGUGGCUUUGUGCCGUUUUAUUUCAUUGCUUUCGAAUAAAAGAUGUCACCAAUAAAAAUCUGCUUCUCUCUG